Messenger RNA from Labrus mixtus (cuckoo wrasse), 1838 nucleotides. It is a transcript of the gene vamp7, whose product is annotated as synaptobrevin-like 1. NCBI's taxonomy places the organism in Eukaryota, Metazoa, Chordata, Actinopteri, Labriformes, Labridae. Gene Ontology annotation, biological process: exocytosis; vesicle fusion. The coding region runs from base 200 to 859 and encodes 219 amino acids. Gene Ontology annotation, cellular component: SNARE complex; membrane. Gene Ontology annotation, molecular function: SNAP receptor activity; SNARE binding. The record is from RefSeq and is a predicted model, not a curated record. The transcript is spliced from 8 exons.
GUAGAGACAACUACAUUACCUAGCAGGAGAGUGACGUAUUUCCGGUUUGGAGGUUUGCACAGCAGAAGUCAGUCGAAAAGGAUUAGCUAGCUUGCUAGCAGAGGGAAUCUCUUUAGAUGUUGGAAUUUGUGCCAAAUGAGCUCAUUUGAACAGCGCUGACACAUUGAGGUAUUUGGAUUGUAAAAAAACUGCUGUUGCUAUGGCAAUUCUGUUUGCUGUUGUGGCUCGUGGAACCACCAUCCUGGCAAAGCAUGCAUGGUGUGGUGGCAACUUCCUGGAAGUGACCGAGCAGAUCUUAGCCAAAAUCCCAUCAGAAAAUAACAAACUGACCUACAGCCAUGGAAGCUAUCUCUUUCAUUACAUCUGCCAUGACAGAAUCAUAUAUCUGUGUAUCACUGACGAUGACUUUGAGAGGUCUCGUGCAUUCAGCUUCCUCAGUGAAGUCAAGAAGCGUUUCCAGACGACGUACGGGUCGCGAGCACAAACAGCCCUGCCUUACGCCAUGAACAGUGAGUUCUCCUCAACACUGGCAGCUCAGAUGAAACACCACUCAGACCCAAGGGGAUCAGACCGUGUCACUGAGACUCAGAUGCAAGUGGAUGACCUGAAGGGCAUUAUGGUCCGCAACAUAGACUUGGUUGCUCAGAGAGGAGAGAAGCUGGAGUUACUGAUUGACAAGACAGAAAAUCUGGUUGAUUCUUCGGUCACAUUUAAGACCACAAGUCGUAACCUGGCUCGAGCCAUGUGCAUGAAGAACCUCAAGUUGACCUGUCUCAUUGUGCUGGUGUGCCUGGUGGUCCUUUACAUUAUCGUCUCUGCUGCCUGUGGGGGCCUCAGCUGGCCCUCGUGUGUCAAAUAAUGAGAGCAGAGUUGGAAUAAAAAAAGAGAUAUAAAGGAUCAAAGGAAGAGGGGGAGAAGCACAUGUAUAAAUAUGCCUGCCAAUGGAUCCAAAAGGAAACGCAACUAUUCUUCUUUUUGUUCUCCAGCUUCUACAUCCUCAGAAGACACAUGCUGCUCCUCCUCCUGCUGCCUCCUUCCUUAGCCCCUUCUUUGAUAGUGUGCACAUUGACUUGACUUCUGGAAAAGGGAGCGCCACCUCAUACCCACUCUUAUGGACAGCAGCCAUGUGGCCUACAAAAAUGACGUGGAAGAAUAAUCUUGUCUAGUCUGGUAUAUUCAUCCUGUCUCAUGCACUCAGUGGCCUGAUGUAUCAAUGUGUGAUACCCUGCCAUGCACCUAUCUAUGUCAUUGAUCUGUUAAGAGACUGAUACCUGAAAUUUACCAGAAAAGAAAGAAAGAAUUGGUUUGUUAUUGUUAUACUUUUCCUGUAAACAUGUGGGACCUGAACUGUAGGUAGCAUGGAAAGUGUGUUGCAGAUUCAUCAAGAAGGACUUUACAUCACGGGUUCUCUUUCUGUUAUUUAACAAACUAAUGUUUGACCACGCUGAUACACUAUACUGUGUGUGUUGAUGCUGUCUCAAUCAUCACCUAGCACAAAAGUGUACUCAAAAAGUAGAUGUUGUAAAAUACCAGAUAUGAUCAUACAAAUAAACAUUGUAAAUCUGAUUGAUAUUACUGAUUCAAAACAUCUAACAGUUCUUUAAAUGAAGCCCAAUUAUUAAGAAUUUCUCUUUCUCGCCUGUUGACUUUUGGGGGGGUAUUCUUUCACCAUUUUCCUCUUCUGCGAUGUUAAGUGUGCCCAAUAUGUUCUUUCUGUUAACACAAUGCACUUUUUACAAUGUACAUAUUUGCUUCCCUGCAUCAUAUGACUUAACAUCGUGUAAUUAUUUAAUUACUGUACAUUAAAAUUUGAAAUAAUAAAAACUGAUGGCAUCCAA